This is a messenger RNA of Paramuricea clavata, 21781 nucleotides long. Lineage: Eukaryota; Metazoa; Cnidaria; Anthozoa; Malacalcyonacea; Plexauridae. The record is from the annotation of a GenBank genome assembly.
CGAAGGAUUUUUGAAAUGGCCGGAGCUUUAUUUCAAGCGCGCUGCUGCCAUGCUAACGGUCUUUCAACACAAAGGCAGCAAAUUGUAAUGUUUAUAGGAUGGCAUUGUCAAUGUGUCCAAUAAACUUUAAUGUUGUCUUUAUGCAUGUCAUGUAAAAUGAAGAAAAAGGGUUCUCCUGAAUUACAGUACAUGGUAUAGCAGGGUGUUAGCUAGCCCAUGUACUGUCCGUUUGACGGACUCUUGCCAAUUGAAGUAGCUAAGGGGCUUUUCCGACUGGGUCUACUAGAAGAUUUUCAUUUUGUCUAUGAGAAAGUGCAUUUGCAUUUGAUUUUAUAUUAUUAUAUCAAAGAACGUUUUAUUUACUUUUUCCCAUUAACUAUUUUCUCAAAAUGUAUCGCGUUUCAUUCACAUUAGGUGUGUAUUCACUGAAAUGAAAUGUACAAAAUAAAGUGUAAUCGGUGUGCAUCCGUUUCCAUUCACCGGAAAUGAAAUAUACAAAACGAAGUGCCAUCGAGUGCAUUUUCAGUGUUCAUUCACUGGAAAUGAAAUGUACAACACCAAGCUGCCGUUGUUUGCAUCUAAGGAGAAACACGUUGGAAAAAAAACACUAUUUAUUCCUACACAAGGACUUUGAUCGGUCAAAAAAACUUUCCCAAUUUACGUUUAACGGACAAAACUUUUUUCUUCUGGCUAACACCCUGUAUAGCAUAAUGCAAAAACCUUAUAAGGGAGCCACGUUAAGCAUGCAGAAAUUCUAGUUUUGUGAUUCUACACUUUUAAUUACCUGCAAUUUUUGUGAUUGUACAGUGUCCAAAAUCAUAAAUUUAGAAUGUAUAUGCUAUCAUGGCGAUGCUAUAAUUCCCGGUAUCAACAAAGCAGCAUGCCUCAUUUCUCCACAUUCUAUUUUUUUGUAGCCGUAUUAAAGGGAACAGUUAAAGCAGCGAUAAACGAAUUCCACGAAAAGACGUGUUUAAAGUUCGUUCCACAUACAAAUGAGAAAAACUGGAUACGAUUUGUAAGAAAAUCGGGGUGAGUUUCAUGUAUGAAUGAAAUUCAUUUGUUCAUGUUUCCACCAUUAAAUUAAUAGACAGUGAUUAAUUAUAAAUUGGUGCGGCUAUGUUAGUCCGAAAUUCAAGAAACAACCCACCGGGCACACGACGUUGUUUCAACGUUGAAAUUUGGUAGAAAAAAGGUUGCGACGUCGACAACCUAGUAUCUACGUUGCUCUGACGUUGUUUUACAAACAUUGGUUCAACAGCAGCCAACAGACGUUGAAUUAACGUUCAUUCAUGGUUAAAUGUACGACGUUGAUUUGUGAACCAAUCUCAACGUUGUUUUAAGUGGAUUCAACGUUGAAUUAUGGUUGACGAGAUUGGCAACCUAAUUUCAACGUUGUUUCAACGUCGAAACAGUAACGUCGAUCCAAUUUGCAUAGUCAACCCUUUUUCAACGUCUAUCCAACGUCUGGAAGGUCAUUUCCAACGUUGAUUCAACGUUGGAUAAACGUCAUUUUGCCCGCUGGCAAAUGGCGAGAUUUUUUUUUUUAUUUUUACCAGAAACCUUUACAGGCUUUUUUGUUUAGGCCCUUAUAUUUGUGGUUCAUAAUGAGGUUAAUUAAUAUAUUUGCAGUUAAAGAUAAUUUAAAAAGUAAUUUUUAGAAUAUAUGGUAUUUACAAAAAGAAGGAUAGAUGAUAAAGCAGAAGUUUACAAUAAAAUAUAAUUAUGUUAAAAUAUUAAUAAAAUAUGAAGACCGUAUCAUUUUAUACAGGAUUUAGUAAAAAAUACUGAUUAGUUUGUUAAAGGCUUCGAUUUUUAUAGAUUACAAGCUCUGCGAGAAAUGAUUAGUGAUUUCUAAGGAGCUUAUUGCUGCGUUCAAAAACAAUACAAUAUUUUCCGAAUAUUAUAUUUACAAAACUGGGAACCCUAUAGCCUGUGCUGACUCGUCCCCAGUCGCUUACUUAACGCGCGUUGAAUUACCCAACGCGCGCUGAAUGAUGGGAAUGCACCUCGGGGUAUUCCCAUGGUCCUUUGCGUUAUAAGCAGUGUUAGGGACUGUGGAAGAGUCAGUAGCCUGUGUUUCAGUGUACUACAUCGUUGUAUGCAUUUGGGCUCUCAGAUUGCAAGACGUCUAACGUUUUGCCAUAAAAUUAAACUGAUUUCAAAUUAAGGCAGCACUUGCUUGGUGUUGCGCAACACUACUCAACGCAAUUUGCUCAUCCCCUUUAUAGUUGUUGGUCUCGGGUUGGAAAACAGCGUUGGGCAGGAGUUCAAGAAAUAUCUCUAGGUCGUGGUUGCAAUCAUGCUGGAACUGCGAAGCACGAGCUGAUGCAUGCCAUAGGAUUUUGGCACGAACAAUCAAGACCUGAUAGAAAUGAAUAUAUUCAAAUAUUCUGGGAAAAUAUACCGUUAGGUAACAAUUCAAUCGUAUUUGUUGUUUUAAAUUGCAAUUAUAUAGUGAUGCGGUCGACACACAUCCCUGCAUGUCCAGAUAACGCGGCAAAUGUAAAUUAAUGCAAUGGCCAGUCAUAACCAUAGUUUCGACACUCUGAUCUGCAAUUUCAUUCAGUGCUCGUGCUCGUAGACGUUAUAUUUAUUUAUUAUUUAUUAAAAAAUUUCCUGGUUUCUCAUUGGCUAACAGCCAACUGUGAAAUUGUCAUAUCAACUCAAUGACUAACCAAAUAUGGAUUUUUCACAUUCAUACUGUAUUAGCAAAAUGACGUCAAAGAGUCAAUAUGAAUCAAUAUGAAAGAAUUAGGACGCGUUUGCGCCAUAUUACUAUGACGACGAGAAUCAUAUUGACUCGCUGACGACGACUGGUAUGUAUGACGACGACGACGGCUGCCGAAAGACUAAGGAAUUGACUUCGGGCUUGAUAUAUCGUGCUCAACCUCAUUCAAUAAUUGUUAAGUAUACUUAUGUUCGCGAAAAUGAAUGCAAGAUAUUAUAUUAUAGCCUACAAUUAUACAAGAUAUUUGUAAUGAUGUCGAUCCGGGCAUCCGGUUCGAAAAUAAACGUCUUGUUUCGGACAAAAAUCUGAUACCAAUUAACUUAUUUGACGUUCCUUCCUCUUUAUUAACAGACAAACAGCAUAAUUUUAAUAAAUACAGCCAUGGCACGGUUGACAUCCUUCGAACUAAUUACGAUUUCAAAAGCUUAAUGCAUUAUGAGAAAUAUGCGUUUUCCAAGAAUGGUAAGUCUUAUAUGUCAUGCAUGAGUAUACUUCUAGAAAUGCAUCCUUGCAGUAACCCAUCGCCUUUCCAACCUAUAGCAACUAUAUCUGCAGUCUUUGUUGCGACAUGAAGUACUGCAUGCAACUUGAUAGAACGCAGGAUCGUGUUCGCGUUAAGUAACACGAGUUGUCAUGAUAACACUAUUUUUUUUUUACAAAAUUAAUGGGAAAAGUAAUUAAAAGAUUAGUGCUUAAUUAUCAAUUCCCCAAAAGGUAAUGUAGGCAUGUUUUUCAUGCAUCAUAUGAAAAUAGGUUUAUAUUAUUCUGACAAUGCCGAGUAAUUCGUUGUUUUCAGCGGGAUUCGAACUCACAUCGCGUCAACGGGAGAUUGGUAGCAAGUGUUGUUCAAUUUAAGUACACGAAAUUACUAUAUUUUCACGACGACAUUGCGUGUCCUCUAAGAUAAGCGUUAGUCGUCGCCAAAAUAUUAUAAUACCGCACGUUCAUAUACUGUAUAUAUACCAAUCCCAUGGUAAGGUAUAUAGAUAAUAAUUGGGCAACGCAGGGCCGCAGGUUCGAUUCCUGCCAGAGGUCUUAUAAAAUUACGAAGAAACUUUAUUCAAACAAAUACCAAUAUUGGUACAUUGAAUACCUACAUAUACAUUAGUUACAAAAUAUAAAGUAUAAAAAAGACAUUACAGUAUAUAAAUUUAUAUUACAAAUAAUUUGUUCAGGCUAACUCAUGCAAUAGCCUAUAUCAAAAGUUCUUAGUAUAUCGUAGCAAUAUUUUGGAGAUAAUUUCAGAAUAUUUCUAUCUUUCAUACUUAGUAUAUAUUGGAACAAACUUUGUGUAUCAAAAUAUUUAAAUGAUUGCUCAAUUUUAUUGUCGUAAAAAUGUAAACAUUGUGUUACCAUGCACAUGACAUUUGGUAAUGUUGUUUAUUUCCAAAAAAAAAAAUAUAAUAUCCCUUUUAAUUAAAUGUCUAACUAAAUGUAUAAAAUUAUAAUUUAAUCUAAGAAAUUAAGUGAGUGUCAUGUCCAAAAAAAAUCCUGAUAUAUUCAUCUUGAUUUGCUCAGCGACGUUCUGAAUUGAGCAGUCGAAUUCUCAAUGUUGAUUCGCUUAUAGGUCAAGCCACUAUACGUGCGAUAAACCAGCCUGAACUUACACUGGGACAGAGAAUAAGGUUGAGUGAAACUGAUGUCAUCAAAAUUAAUGCAAUAUAUGAUUGUACUGGUAAGUACACAGAAACAAAUAAUCGAAUUAAUUUAACAAGCAUUUCGCGAGAUCCGUGUAGAAGAAAGUUCGCAACCAUGAAGUAAUUUGACAUCGCCGGACUUGUUUUGGAGUGCUAUUCUGGUUUUAAGUAAAUGAGUUCAAAUCCUGGUCGAAUGUUUCGAAUCUCUUUGGUUUAAUGUUUCCACCAGGAGUGAUAUAAAGUCACGUCGUAGCCCCCUAUAUACUCAAAGGAACGUCAAUCGAUAGGGGGAUCUGUUCGAUCCAGCGCAGACUACCCGUGAUCAGGAGAUUAGACUGAAGUGAUGAAAUAUUGGGUCCUCGAUGCAAGUUGUAAGUUUUGCAUUCUUUAGAUCUAUUUAAACCAGAGUAGCAAGCAAAACAUGUCUAAUAUUAAAUCUGGCACUAACUGAAUUAAUUGCGUUUAUUUGGAGAAAUUAUUAUACCAAAGUAUAUCUCUUGUGCACUUAAUUUCAUAUUAUAAUAUUCUAAUCAAUUAUAUAUAGAUUCUGCAUCUGGUGCUUGGAGUCAGUGGUCUGAGUUUAGUCCAUGUUCGUCUUACUGCGAUAAGUUCCGUCAGCGGUUUUGUUCAUCACGAGACCGAGCUAAAGAUUGUCCAGCCGCUGACCAAUAUGGGAUUCAGACUGAAACUGUGAAAUGUUCUGAUAAGGAGUGUUAUGGUAAGAUUGAAGCAUAUAUCUGAACAAGUUUCUCUAAACAACUUUGGCGUGCAUAAUCCGGCCUUCCAAACUAUUGACUCUGCUGGAUACAGUUCUCUGAUACAUUCACGCUAGUACACUCUCUCCUUUGAAACCAUGUUUAGCUACACUCUCAAAUCUCUUUUCACAAUAUCCCUUCUCUCAUCUUCUGUCUCCCACCCAGACCUUAUCAUUCCAAAGAUUCUGAAGAAAAAAAGUGUUAAAAUGAACAAAACUAAAAACUGUAUAUAAGCUCUUAGAAGGCACCUCAGAUUUGAUUGGUUUAUCAAGUUUCUCUCAGUGCUGCUCUUUCAGACAAAAGGAUUUCAGACGAAGAGCCUUCGCUCGUAACGCCGAAGCUUGUUUUUAUGUUUCAGAUAGUUGCACCAUACACACAAGCGGGCCAAAUGUAAAAUUUGACUACAUUGCCUUGCAUGGGUUCGUUCCAUCAAAAGCAUUUCAAAAAUUUGAAAGCCCUUCAAUUAUAUCGCAUUUAUUAUUGUAAUUAUUGUAGUUCCAGUCGCUUCGUUGCUUGUCAAGUAAUAUAAAUACAAGUUCGUAAUAGCUAUUGUUGGUGAAAGUGCCAUCAAUUGAGAAAGCUAGCUUAUAUUGUAGAUUCAUUAUCUUUGUUGGUAUUCAAACCCCCGGCCCAGGGAGUUCUUGAUACCUAAUUUCUGUUAUCAUUUUAGCUCCAGUAGAUGGUCACUGGGGAAGGUGGUCAUCAUGGUCAGCGUGCAGUCCACUGUGUGGACCUGGAAAGAGACAGCGGACACGAAGAUGUGAAGACCCUCCUCCAAGUCAUGGCGGGAAAGAUUGUACUGGCAUUGAGGCACAGAGCAAAGACUGUUUUUAUAAGAAAUGCAGUUUAGGUAUUUGUUUGACAUUGAUUUUUUAGAUCGUGACCGCGUGAACCAACGUUAAUAUAAUAGACGCGUUUAGAAACCCUCGCGCGUUUACAUGCAUGCAGGGCAAAAGCUAUACGACACGGAGCCGCAUGGUAUUCAAGAAAGGGCCAGAAAUUAAAUACAAUAAAAAAUUUCAAUAUUUUACCUCAACUUUAAAUUCUCCAGUCCACAAGCGGCAUUUGUACCGCAUGACAUUCUGGUAUUUACAGUUUCUGAGUUCACUGCAACAGUGCAACCAUCAGGUACAAUAUCAGUCAUGUUUUCGCUCGCUACUUCGGUUAUAAAAUAUGAAUGCGAAACCCAGUCGAAUUGCAUUCACGAGCUAACGUUUCGACACUCCAGUCUAGUAUCUUCAUAGCCUUCACUGGAUUUAUAUUUAUAAUUCAAAUUUGUGUCCAAACAGUGAAUCAUCGAAUCACGUCUUACGUCAUCGUAUUUGACAUAGUGGGUGAUUUCAAUCAUAUCACAUGGAUGAUCUGAUUCGCGUAAACCACGCGCGGCGAUCACGCAUUCAAGAUGGCCGACAAAAUAUAUUACUGAGGGGUGCUGAAUUAAAUUUCAAAGAAUGCUCUUUUUUAAUUUUAAAGCAAAUUUUGAAAAAUGUUAUCAUCAAUAUUCCAACCAAUAUGUGAUUGGAAAGAAAAGUGACAAAUACUUGCUAAUCAAAAUAUAAAACACCAUAUUCACGAAGGUAUCGGCCAGUACUCGUUUCCAACCACCAAACUGUUAUGACGUCAUUGUCGGAAAAUGGAAGAGGUGUUAAAUGGUUAUGUAACUAACCCAAACCCUACCCCUACUCUAACCCCUAACCCUAGCCGCAACCCUAACUUUAAACCUAACCAAACUAAGAAAAAAAUCCGAAAAGAAACAACUUUAGAACUUGAUCAAUGUCAGUUUGAUGGUUGCAAACGAGUGAUUGUGAAAACCGAAGGUAUGAGGCAAGUCUUAUAUUCUCAAAUCUCAACUUGGAGGUUUUUAAUUUUUGGUAUAAUGUAUCAAGUAUAUAGACCCUCCGCUCGGGGGAUUCGGCGAAAUUUUACCCUUAGGAAAUAUCAUUAUUUCGGGCAGACACUCCAGGUCUAUAAAUGAUAAGCAUGCCAUGAGAAGUAUAAAAUUAAAGCCUCGAUGAAACCAGGAUUCGAGUGUUACAAGCAUGUGACCUUUGGCAGCUGUUCCUAAUGCUUUCCCAAAGUUAAUGCAGUUGAAACAUUCAUCAAACCUAUUUUUUUAAUCUAGAGCUUGAAUAUAUGUCCCCUGUAACAAUUAGUGACUGCCAUUUAUCAUCCACUCCCAUUCUCGCUUGACGGGAGCUUAAUGCCUAUUCGUGUAGCGGUUCAUUACCCUGUUCUAACCUAGGCCCAGAUGAUUGUGAUUUUGACGAUGAGGCAGGAUGGUGUAUAUGGCAUAAUUUAAAGAAGCCAUGGUAUCUGCGGUCAGGAGAAACAAGUAGUUCAGGAACUGGACCGGUGGGGGAUAAUAGCGGUCUUAAAGGAGGUGAUGUACAUACAUGAAGAUUAGAAUUGAACAAUGUUGUGUUUUUACAACGAGCUUUGGAAGAUGUGGGGCGGGGUUAAAUAGAAGCUGAGAUCUAACUGUACAUAAAUUGCAGCAUUCCGUUUCCAAUCGGACAUCUUUUUAUAAACUAUGCAGUACCAUAUGUUGUCGGUAAAUCGGCCAACAAUUUUCUACCCAAACUCACAAUGGUUUUCCUGAAGAAAUCUUACAAUACCAAUUAAGAUAUGAGUAUCAUUAGGAUGAUCAAACAAAGACAAAAAGUAUCCAUUGUGCUAACAUUUGAUAAUUUUAGUUCUAUUUUAUAAACUAAAAGUAAAAAAUAAUAUUAUAGUAACUUGACCAGUCCAAAUUUUUUACUUUGGUAGCUUACUUUGUUUGGGAGAAUUUCUCCCGCAGCAUACAAAAGCUGCAACAUUGCGCAUAUUUAUGUACCGUAUAAAUUUAAAUUUACUUGAUCAACUAGAAUAUCAAAACAUGUCUGAAAUGGGUAAUGUACUUUUCUAGGUCGCUAUAUCUACUUUGAAAGUUCGUCUCCUGUCCAACCUGGAGAACAAGGGAUCGUGGAUAGCAAAAUCUUCGCUCCAACCCAGGCAACAUGCAUGUUGUUCUACUUCUCAAUGUACGGAGAUACUAUGGGAAACUUAAGUGUUUAUUUACAAAAUAUGGACAGGCUUUCGCUGCAAAGUAACGGAGAAAAACUUUGGGAGAUGAUUGGUAAUCAGGGAAGGUCAUGGCACUAUUCUAACGUUACAAUUACCAGCAACACGCUAUUUAAGGUGAAUUUGCCUAUUUUUUCACUAAGAAAAUGGGAUUGCAUUCUUGCACUAAAAUUGUUACAUCAUUGACCAUUGCACUUCUCGCUAGUCGUCCAGUCUUUGUUACCUGCCUCGAAUAAAUUAGUUUUUUCCCGCAGGGCAUGUAAAUCACGUUUCACGACACAGUCAUUUCACAAGAACAAAAUUGGUUAUUAACGAAAUUACCUCGCCUUACGACCCUCUGCAUAGUCAGCUCGAUUUAAAUUCACAACCGAAAAACAGGAGAGAGAAUAUGGAUAAUGCAUUGAGAGUUUGAUCACCUUGAAUAAAUACGGUUCGAAUUUAUGGCAAGCUACCUGAAUAUCAAAUUUGAUUGUGAAUUUGAGACACCUGUGUUCUCAUCCGCCCAGACAUUUGCACAUUUCACCCCCUUUUCACAAGUGCCUCAACAAUGCGUGAAAUGCCUAAGAUUGCUAGAGUGACCUAACAUUCAAUUUUUUUCUCCUGGGAGCAUACUCCUGCAUGGACUCCCUCCCCUUCUUUUGUGAUGUAACAAAUUAUUAAGUUGCCCCCUAAAAUAAAAUCCUGGCGUCGCCACUGCUGCACACAUUUCUUGAUACUGAAACUUUCAAACUAUUGAAAGCCUAGAUUCCACACCACAUUUAUUUCUCCCUAUAUAUUACAUUUUAACACUACUGUAGCUCGAAACCAUCGAAAAUCCCCGAUUUUACCGCAGUUCCGGUUUUGAACACCUGUUGUUUCGCAAGAUUUCUAAUCCAGAAUUCACAAAAACGUGAAUCAACUACCAUAUUUCAAAUAAAAAAACUUGUAAUAUCUCUGCAUGUAUCAACAUAUUUCAGAAUUAACGGUUUUUUAUAACCGAAAGUGCACUAGAAACCUGAACUUUCGGGUCUCGUGAUAGGUGUAUAGUUCACCAAUUUUUGUCAUGGUGUUAUUAUAAUCAACUACAUAUUCGUAGGAUAGCAAAGAAACAAUACUUUAGAACAACUACAAAAUUGUUGCUGUGAGUCAAAAUAAAAUGGGGAAAAUAUUACUUUAUUUUCUAGAUACGCUUCAUUGCAACGAAAGGCUCUAAUUUUCGCAGUGAUAUGGCGUUGGAUGAUAUACGUUUUAAUAACCAAUCGUGUUUAACAUUGACAAGUACUGCCAGGCCAACUUUACCACCUACAACAGAGAAGACGAGCACAUUAAAUCCAACAACUACUGAAACUCGAACUACGUCGUGUAUGUAUCAUCAAUCAUGCCUUUUUAAAACAUUUAACACUUCUUAAGGUGCUCUAAUAUUCAAAACAUGGCCGUUCAUGAAUUUUUUUGAAGGCAAAUUUUUACUGCCAGAAUUAUGCAAAUUAUGUCCACAAAACUUCAAUUAACCAAUAAUGAGUACUAUCUGUAAUGGUAACGAAGACAUGACCUACUGUUGAAGGGCUUUCGUCGAUGGACUAAAAAAUUUCGAACGAAAAUUCUGUGCAUAUUUUAGAAAUAACCAGAAAUAUGUUUGAGAAAAGCAACUAUGCCCCAAUUUGUCACUAGUUACGCCCAGUCAGGUCUAAAAUAUCUAUAUCAUUUUCCCUUGAAAUCUGCCUUAUCGAGCGAUGUAGCCAAAUCGGGAAUAUAUAAUCUUCUAUCAUUACCGUAGAAUACAUUCAUGAAUUUAUUGCAACUGGUUUUGUUUUUGGCAUAUAGUUUUCGCUUGAAAUUUCCAUCAACAAAACCGUUCAGCAUUCUGCUCCUCGAUUGGAUAUUCACUUCUAAAUUCACUAUCGUUGUAUUGAGAUGUCCGAAGACGAACAAAGUGUCCUUGAGUAGAAUUUUAUAGUAGCAUGCAGUACAUCGUGUUUCCUUCACUGUGCUGUGGUUUAUCAUUUUCUUUUGUCGUAUUUAGCUACAAAUCGAGAACGCUUUAUGAUAUACAAUUCAGCACACGACAAAUGCAUCAGCAUUGAUGGUUUAAGUAAAGUCACCGCUAGGACUUGUGCAUUGGCAUCUCCUAAUAGAAUGUGGAAGUGGACGAAAUAUGGCCAGCUGCAGAAUAUAUUUACGCUCGGAUGCCUGACCGCGCCUGAUCCUCCAGUAGACUGGGGACGAGUUGAGCUAGCGGUUUGUGACAAAAAUUAUGGUCUCCAAAUAUGGUCAUGUUCGGACGAUUUCGUCAGGCUGGCCGACACAACGCUGAACUUGAAUUUUGGUAAUUUUCAAGGUGGAGAUUACGUAGUUCUUUUUAAGGGGACUGGUGGCUGGAGUAAGUGGAAGCUGUUUGGUAAAGAAAAGAGCAUCUGUGAAAAACGUAAAGGUAUAUAUAGUCAAAACAAGUCAAGAACGAGUAAACAAUGCACAGGUCGUUGGUUUGAUUCUUCACCCGGUCAAGCUUUUCUCUUUAGUUAUUUCGCUGUGGAGCCACUCGGAAUAGCAUCAUCAAACGUAACUUACCCCGUGAUAUAAUCCGGCAAUCUUUAAAAAACUGAAUUUGUACGUGAUAUUUUUCUGACGUAUUGAUCGUAUAUGUGCAGCUGAUACCCCGAGUGUCUCGUUUGGGCGGCCCUUUAGCUCAGUGGUCAAACACGCUGCUAGGUAAAGCAGAGAUCCUUUGUUUGUUUCCUUGACGAGAAGAUUCAAAAAUCAAUUUUUUUCGACAGUCAAAAACUACCCAUAUCAUUCCGUCAUAUACCAUCAAUGAUGCCAAGCAAGAGUGUAUUUUCUGCAAGCUGCUCAGUCCGGUUAGAAAAGGAUUUUAUCCAAUGUCUUAUAAAACUCUUUCGAGACACAAGAUAAUUUUUUAUUUUCAACAGAAGCGGGAUACAUUCUUACGGUAUAGCUUUUGGCUUAUAUAUCAUUAUGGCCAUAUUUUGGCGUUAGAUAAAUUUGACAAAAAACAUAGUUUGCUACAUUAGAAAAUACUAGAAAGGCAAUUUAAAUAAUACAUCUCAGACGCAUUACUAAUUCAUGAGUAAAUUAUCCAACCAUAUUGCUUUAUUUUGUUCACAUAGAUUAACUGGAUAGCUGCUCAAGUAUAUUGAUCCAGUCCUAGGAACCUGGUCAAGUAUAUUGAUCAAAAUUAUUUGAGUCCUUGGACUGGAUCAAAAUUAAUGUACCUCACUCGUAGUGAUUGAUUCGUAUGAGAUGUGAUUUCAAAUCGUCCAAUUCAGACUAGACUAGAUUUCAAGUCCUCGCACUUGAAAUCUAGUCCAGGCUCAUAGUCGGAUUUGAAAUAUUACUUCUUAUUCCAGAUAAUCUUUCAACGACUCCGCAGACACAAUCUACAGUGCAAACGACAGUGCAGUUGACAACGAAGCUAACUUCUACCCAACAACCGACAACAACAUUGGGUCCGUCUACAAGAAAUCCAACGGAAAUUACAACUCCAAGUAAGUGCACUUAAAAUUAUAUACAUGCAGAACAUCAUUCAAUUGCGAAAUCGUGCCCAUAAUUCUUCACGAAAGUUUGUAGAAACGUGAUACCUUUUGUGGAAUAUCACCAAAAUGUUCUGGUGAAAAUUAUACGUUUGGCCAAAAAUAUCGCCUGAAGUAUAUUUUUAACCAAGGGGUGUUAACAGUGUAGGUAUAUUCAGGGCCGCAGAGAGAGGGGCAGGGAGGGGGGGUGAGCAAAUUGCCCCGGGCCCCCACCUUAAUAGGGCCCCAACUUGAGUGCGAGAGCUUAAAAUUGAGUAUGUUCUUUAAAUUGGUCAGAGCAAUUUUGAAAUUGAGGGCACCUUACAAUUCCUCCACAUGCAGUCUAGCUAAGGUCUAUUUGGGUCUAGCUUAAAAAUAAUGAUGUCAUGGGGCCUCCAAGGAGGUUUGGCCCGGGCCCCAUAAAUUCUCUCGGUGCCCUGGGUAUAUUAUUCUAAGAUGAGCUACCGUGAUUGACACCCGAACUAAUUGAAAAAAGAUGUCUCAAAUGUUGGUGUCCAAAUUUUUUUAUAUAUAUUAUUAGUGACCUGUAAUCGCUCUAUUAACGCGUAUUUUCAUUGGUCUUUAGCUCCAUCAGCCAAAGGUUUUCUCAUCUACAGCGCUGCUCACAACAAGUGCAUCUCAAUGAUUGGAAACGAUAUCAUCACUGCGAGGCCAUGUGACCUGAUAUCUGCUAAUCAGAUGUGGCGGUGGACACAAUGUGACCAACUUCAAAAUAGUUUCAGCCAAACAUGUCUCAGCGCACCUGAAACACCAGUGAACUGGGAUCGUCUGAAAUUGUCCACGUGUGAUUGCCAUGACAACCAUCAAGUGUGGGCAUGCACAGAUGACUUCGUAAGGUUGAAUGGUACAAUACUGAACGUGAAUUACGGGAAUAGUCGAGGCGGAGACAGCAUUGUGCUGUUUCAAGGGACUGGGACCUGGAGUAAAUGGAAGGUCUAUGGAGAGGACCUGCCCGUGUGUGAAAAAAGAAAAGGUAUAUAGAAGAUAAGUGGAGAUUUCAUGCCUUGCGCAAUUGCAAUAUUUCCAUGCAGUGGUGAAUUUUGAAUGGAACUUAACUUCUGCGACACAGAAUACUAAACAGAAGUCCAUCUCCAUUGUUUUUUGCGUAAGCUCUAUUCUCAUGAUUCGUCACUCAGCAAGUACCGUAACAGAAGCAGUCCCCCCUGGAAAUACUAAAAAUGACGCACAUCCAGGGGGAUGACUGCUUCUGUUUACGGUACUUGCUGAGUGACGAAUAGCGCUUACGCAAAAAACAAUGGAGUUGGACUUCUGUGUAGUAUUCUGUGUCUGCGACAUGGUUUGGGACCUUCAGCUUGUAUUGUUGCUGUUUUCGUAAAAGUCUAAAUUUUGCCUAAGUCUUGUGUUAGACGAGUGUUUCCAUAAGUCCACGAAAUACCAUGGAAUUUUUCGUGGUUCUACACUUCUCUUUUAGGUAAUGCUAAAUACUCUCUUUAAGGGAAUUGAUGAAGCCCCCCCCCCUCCCCCGCAUUUAUAAAGCUUGUUAGUUUAGGCUUCCUGCUGUUGUAGUAUUGCAGCAAUCAGGGAUGGCCCUUACUAAACCUCUAGCAAGAGCAAUUUAGAACUGAUGGCGCUAUCCAGUACAAAGCAAGUUUGUGUAGUUUAGGUUUCCCAUUGUACGUAACACUGGAUUUAAUGAAUGGCUAUUACUUUACCAGUGCGAAGAACAAUUCUGAACUGACAGAGCUAUGAAGUAUAAAAAAUGUUAUUGACAACUCACGUUCGACAAGAUACGAGAAGGAUUGCAAAUCUCUUUGCUGUUGACUCAUAAGCUUCCUUCAAACAAAUUUUGUAGAUGUUAUUGUAACAACGACACCAGUGCCACCUACGACUCCUCAGCCAACGACUAAUCCAUCAACACCAAUUGAGAUCUCAACAGCGACGCCUACCUUACCACGUGAGUUUAACUAGAUAUUCCUUCCAAACUUAAUAAGUUUCCGAAACUUAUAGCGAUAUAUAAAAAGAAGGUUUUGAUGUUCAUUGUCGUUUAAAUGGCAAGUUUAACAUGCGUUAUUGUGGCAGCGUAAUCUGGAAUUCUAUUGUUGGUGAAAUAAAAUCCUUAAAAAGAUAUAAAUUUAAGGCGUCAUUUAAAAAAUCACUCCAUCAAACGUACCUUUGGCGAAUCUGGCUUUGUAGACAUCUUUGAUGGUACAAUAUUUAUACUUUCAUGUAAAUAACUUAAUAUUUAUGUGUAUGUGUCGUUUUUUUGUUGUUUUUCUUCUAUGAUAACUUUUUGAUGUAUUAGUGAGCUAAGUUUUUUUUUCUUUUUAUAUUGUAUUUCUUAUCUGCCAUCUUGUUUUGUCUCCAAGUUGAAUCACACGUGCAUGCUACCUAACUUGGUUAGCUUUUAUAUAAUAAUGUAGUUAUUAUAGGUAGCCUUUACUCUAAUUUCAGUAUUUCUAAUUUUUUUUUUAAUUCGCGCUAUGUAAUGAAAGAGUAAAAUUAAAUUAUCUUAUCUCUCAAUUAAAAAGAAAUUAUUUCAGGUGCCAGAUAUAGAAUUUCACUCAUCAAUAAUGCAAGGCAAUGGCAUUGCGAAAAUAUCACUACUUUCGAUGACAUACUGUAUGUGAACCAGGCAUCGUUAACACAAAGCUUGUCAAGGCAUCUCACUCAUUACUUUUCAUUUGUCUAGCACUCCGUAGGAACGAGUUUCUAAUCUACAACGCCGAUCUGAAUAAAUGUGUAACAAUUGAAGACUCUGUUCUAACCGCCGGGUCAUGUGACCUACCUUCGCCAAAUAAGGUGUGGCGUUGGACCCCAUUUGGACAGAUUCAAAAUAUUUUCAGCCUUGGAUGUCUCAGCGUACCAGAUAAACCAAGCAAUUGGGCGAGAGUUGAGGUAGUUAAAUGUGAUCGACAAAAAGUGAGGCAGAUGUGGAUAUGCGCAGAUCAUAUGUUGAGACCGAAAGGCACUAUUUUGAAUCUUAACUUUGGUAACGUUCAAGGUGGAGAUUCCGUGGUACUUUUUCAGGGCGCUGGAUCCUGGAGUAAAUGGCAAGUGUUCGGUGAGGGAAAUAACAUUUGUUCAAAACAAAAAGGUAUGGUAGUUACAAAUUCUUCUGUGGUGUUACACAAGGCAAUAUUGCUGGCAACUUUAAAGGCAACAGAUUGUUGCGUUUCAAGUUGUUGCAAAAAUUGUCUCAUGUACCAUCCAUAAGCCCGGGUUUCCAACACGUCAAAGACUAAUGAUUCCAACAGAUUCUGCCCCAGAUUCCAUAUAUUGUUUUGAGAAAAGUUGUUUAAUGUUAAAAAUCGCACAUCACCGCGACGCCAAUUCCUAACAUUUUUAUGUUAAAAUUUGUUUAGUUGGAAAUUAGUUUUGCUUCCACAAUUAGGUCGCAAAUAAGUGGCUGAAAUGCGCAAUAUCUUUUCAUCGAAAGGCCUAAAACCCAGCCUCGCAAGCAAGGGCCUCCACACCCGCGGCGGGACGGAGACCCUUGUAAAGGCUGGUCACGUGACCUCCCAGAUUCUGGGAAGUAAAUCAAAUUAUACUGAGAGAGGGGUGGUUGAGGAGCGGGUCUGUAAAUUUCUCAUAUUCCCCGAAUAUGAGAAAUUUACAAACCCGCUCCUCAACCACCCCUCUCUCAGUAUAAUUUGAUUUACCUCCCAGAAUCUGGGAGGUCACGUGACCAGCCUUUACAAGGGUCUCCGUCCCGCCGCGGGUGUGGAGGCCCUUGCUUGCGAGGUUGCCUAAAACCGCCGUAUAAGUCCGUCAGCUUUCCUCAAUACUUUACAAUCGUCUGUGCUACCACAAUUCAUAAAUUUCAACAUUAGAGACGAGAUCGUUUGUUAUUAUUAGAGACGAGAGAGUUUGUAAAUUACAGCCCGAAAUUAAGUAAACGCGAUAUUCAAAAAUUUAAAAAAAAAUAAAACAAUCCCUAGACUGAAGGGCUUCACACUAGAACAACGUGAUGAGCAUUCUCAUGUAAUGAUAUCGAUCAUUAAAUGGGAGUGACUUUGAGACUGAAAGGGAAAAGGCCGAUCUCCGCAAGAGUUGAUAUGUUAGUUAUUUCUGGCGACAGGUUGAUAUUUAAUAUGGGAACUGCUUCUUUAGUAAAGCUACGAGUUUUUCUGCUGAGAUUAUUUACAAAUCCAAUAUACAAAUUCUCCCAAACGUUCUUAAUUUUUGAAAUAUUUGAUAACCAAAACCUUUUGCCAUCUUCCAUCUUUAUAUAAUUUGAUCUUUUUAAUUAAUCCCAUAAUUUAUCACACGCAUUUUAUGCAUGAUUGAUUUCUUACAUAUUCUUUAUAAAAGUUUUAAUAUUUAUGCGUAAAAGGCUAGUAUGUCAAAAUAGUCCAAGUUUUAUUGGUCGCGCGUUGGACUUAAUGUAGACCAUACUUGGUACUGUGGCAGUUCGCGAAACUCAUUCUAAAUUUGCAGUCUAUUAAUUAAAGUGUGUUUCAAACUAAACAAUUUUGUGCGCAAGCCAUUUUUAAAGUGGUUCUAAAAAACAGUCCUCGCUGAACACGAAAAUUUACUUUUCGGAAUACUUUUGUGAUAGAGAUGCCAGAAGACCCCAAACUACCCGUACCAUAACAUAAAGUUGAUAAGCAUUUUGCGAAUUUACAGUUUAGUGGACAUUUUAGAACUGUUCACGUGCACUUUUUUAUAUACCUAUAGAAUUUACCUGAAAAUAUUUCGGGGGCACUUCCUUUUCGUGUGUUGCGUAUAAUUGUAUAUUGUGUACGUACAAACGUUUACUAAUUUUUGUAUCUGAUUAUAAUAUAUUUUCCUUUUCCCAGGGUUUCAAAUUUAUAAUGCUGAUCACGACAAAUGCAUGUCAGUCAGUAACACUGACGUCAUAGCGAGGUCAUGUGACACUAGUGACGUAAAUGAAUGGUGGACGUGGACGAAUAAAAACCAAUUAAAGAACCAGAACCUGAGUAAGUGUCUGGACGUGAAUGGUGACAUUAAAGAUUGGACAAGACUACAUAUAUCUGUUUGCGACCAUCUUUCCCCUGGCCAGCUCUGGUCAUGUCACCACGAUUUAGUUCACGUCAUUGGUACGGGCUUGAAUAUGAACUAUGGUAACAAAGCCGAGCCUCAUAUUGUUUUGUAUAGUGGUACUGGCCCGUGGAGUCGAUGGGAAAUCUUUGGCACUUCCGUCAACGUGUGCGACGCUAAACCACAAUGAUUGGUUUUGACAUUGUUGAAAUAUUUUGAUGCUCUUCAUUAAUUAGGUUCGAUAAUUAGGGUUUGAGGUAUACAUGGUCGUUGUUGAAUCAUCAGGUGCACAAGAUGUCUGUUGCUGCACAAGACGCCCCAAGUAGGGAAUAUUUCUCCCAAUUUAGACUUUCUCACAAUGACGAAUAUCCGCCAUUUUUGGGUGGCAUCUAAUUCUCGUUAACCAGCGCAGACAAUUAAAACAAUGUCAAAAGCAAUUUUUCAAAAUAAACUAACCAUUUACAAAGCAAAUUUACCAUCAUUAGUCCAAAAAAUUAUAAAAAGUCGAUGUCGACUUAUCGCACAGACUUCGGCUGAAUAAAAGCCACCCAAAAAUGGCGGCGUGAGAAAGGCUAAUUGGAAAGGUUGUUAAGUGUUAACAGUACUAGUUGGAAAGCACAAAGAUGUGAUUGAAAACCGCUCCAGCGCAGUGUGAAAUUGUGAAUCUAGUCAUUUAAUUCAAACAAUGCUUUAAUGGUGUUAUUGAUAAUAUUGCGCAAGUAAUGUCGCUUGAAAGUGCAUGAAGACCUUUUUCCAUCUUGGCAUUGCUAUAAUUUCUUGGCAUGACAGGCCUUUAGCCUUGACUUUUGAUGUUGAGGCACCUCUAGUGGAGUGGGCCUUGAAAUGAGAUGUGUCAAUUCCUACCAGAGGACCUUGUGCUGCAUUCUUCGCAGUCGUUCUUGGUUAGGUCUUAAAAUUUAUAUAUAUACUCACUUGGAUUACAAACCCUAACAUUCUAAUAUUAAUUCCACCAAGUGAAGUGCAAGAAUCCAAAUAAUGGUAUCAAGCACAUUUUAAACAAGUUUUAAAUAGAUUUCAAGCAGAUCAUAGCUGUUUAACCAUCGACAAGGUAAAACGUUAACCACAACUUUGUCCAAUUCGGCGCCAUUUUGUCAUCCCAUGUCGGUUGUCAACAAUUCGGCCUUGUUAUUCUUCCAUCCAAGCCAUUUUCAUUCCACUAAUAACAAAUUGAACCUUUUGUUAAGGGUAUCAAAAUAAAUAUGUAAACAAAAUAAAAAAAUACAGCAUUUUAUCACCCUGUAAAAUGUUGCUUACGAGUCUUUCAAAACAUUCCGUACAAAUAUCGCGUGGCAAAGCAACAGGGUGGUGGAGACUUUGAAGAUAUAAAGCAAAGCAAAAGCACGCAGUAAGACCAACAAUCAACAUUUAAUUAUUUACAGUAUGACAUAUUUAUAUUGUCGCUACAAGAAAUAAAACAAACGUUUGUAUGAUUGUAUUUAGUUUUUACUCCAUUUCACGAAGCCUUCUUCUAUCUUCGUUAAAAAGUUCACCCCCCCCCACCCCCCCUGUCACAGCCUUUUUGCUUUGCCACGCGAGAUUUGUACGGAAUGUUUUGAAAGACACGUAAGCAACAUUCUACAGGGUGAUAAAAUGCUGCAUUUUUUUUAUUUUGUUUACAUAUUUAUUUUGAUACCCUUAACAAAGGGUUCAAUUUGUUAUUAUGGAUUGAAAAUGGCUUGGAUGGAAGAAUAACAAGGCCGAAUUGUUUACAACCGACAUGGUAUGACUAAACGGCGCCGAAUUGGACAAAGUUUUGUUUUACCUUGUCGAUGGUUAAACAGCUAGGAUCUGCUUGAAACCUAUUUAAAACUUGUUUACAAUGUAGUUGAUACCAUUAUGUCUGAGCUGCCGUACAUAUUUGGAAGGAUUUCAACGGGAUUGGCGAUAAACAGCGGAGUAAAUUGGAGAAUUUUGCCAAAACGUCCAUUUGCAGGAGGUAGGUACAUUUCAAAUUAUUAUAACUACUUUACAGCAAAGCAGUGAUAAUCUACUUAAAUAAGUACCAAUUAUAUUUCUAUAAAGGUAAUGUAGGUCCACUGCUGUUUAUCUGAAUUUGUAAGUCACAAAUUGACGUUUAAUUGACUAUGAGUAUUGCAUGGUCAUUUUCUUGUGAAAUAUCAGUGCUAGGCAUUUCACACUUACCAAUGACCUCUCCUAAAAGCACCAUCUCUGAACCAUAUAAGCACCUCAGAAUAGCCAAAGCUUUUAUGGUUUGGUAGAUAGCACUACGGCGAGAGCGUCGUUUUUGGGUGUGGUCAGUUUCGGACGUUUCGCCCUGGAUUGGAGUUCGGGCUGCGUCACCAUGUCGACCGUCAUGGUCAACUUGCCCUAAAACAGUUGAGAUUAUUUGUCCUAAAUGAAAUGCAUACAAACUCAUAUACAGGUCCUAGACUAUAGUUGUUUAACCAUCGACAAGGUAAAACCUCAACUUUGUCCAAAUGCGGCGCCAUUUUGUCAUCCCAUGUCGGCUGUCAACAAUUCGGCCUUGUCAUUCUUCCAUCCAAGCCAUUUCGAUUGCAAUAAAAACGAAUUUAAGAGCGACAUUUCGAGCGAAUGCCAUUCGUCGGGAAAGAACCUUAUGCUCGCUUUAAAAUCUUCAAAAUAAACUAUUGUAGGAUCAAAAUACUAUCAAAAUGAAGAGAAAAGUGAUACGAAUCUAUCGUUUUGAGAAAGACCCCUGGGAACGAAGUUGACGAACGAUACGAAAAUUAUCAAGGAUCAAAAGUACUGCAUUGUUUUAAUUAUUUAAAUAUAUGUCAACAAUACAAUUUCGCCUGUCUUUAGAAGGCCAUAAAUCGCCAGAAUAGUGCUGUUUAGUAAUGAAUUUCGCAUCCGUAAGAACAAUUCCAUACGCUGAUUCGAACGAUGGCACUUUUUGUUCUUGUAAUUUGGUGCAUAAAAUCAGAGAUGGUCGGUCCUGAGGGUCCGAAAUUAAUUGAUUUUCCCCCAAAAAAGAAAUUCAAACGACGUGCAAGGAAUUUUUCUUAGCAGUUAAAGAAUCAUUUUGUUCCGAACAAUUUCUAUUCUGACGCUGGCUAUGGCAGAACAUAAAGCUGUGCCAAACUUGGCACGGAGAGCGCAGUUUUGCAACAAGGGACAGUAACUCUUCCAUUGGCCAUAUGAUGGUAGGACCGUCUAAACAUGCGUAUCACUAUAGCUCCAGCGACUUAACGCUCUUUUGUAAUAUUAUUUCAUCGUAUUUGUAAUUGAUCAAUUACCCUUUCUUAUUGUUUUAAAAUUUUAAGUAAAGUCUAAAGAGGAAAGCAAAAUUAUUUUUACGCUAAAGGCAAAAUUUGAAACUCAAACUUUUUCGAUAAAAAGUAGUUUAGUUUUAAGAAGAUUUUAAAAGUUUCGCGAACGUUUGUGGUUUCAAAUUUGUAUAGGAAAUCGCAUGGGGCCGAGUAAAAUUAAGGUUUAAUUUCACGCGUGUUUUCAAAGUUUCACACACUGUGAAAUUAAUUAAACCUUAAUUUUACGAGGAACUAUGCGAUUGCUCGUUAAUCAUAGAGGGCAAAAAUUAUUCGUAAGUUAAUUGUGAACUUGCCAAGUUCAGGAACUUGACAAGUUCACAAUUAACUUACGAAUAAUUUUGUCUUCGCCUUUUCGCUGAUGUUUCUUAAAUGCUGCCCUGCCUGCCAAUUUCUUAAAUACUCCAACCAAUAAUUUUGUACUUUUUAAAAUCUUAAAGAUACCACGGCAAGCUAUUCUUAAGUACCAGAUAAAUUAAACAUGAGCAGCCGUUCUGUAUUUGAUAUACAAACUCGAGCCGAAGGAAAUGAGUUCAUUAGCGAAGUAAUUUUAAAAAUAAUCAUUGCCUAAGCCGAGAAAUUCAAAGCUGAAAUUUAUGUAAAUCAGGACAAAUCUUUAUCCGAUUAGUUGACCUGCACGUAAGCACAUAAGCGAACGUAAAGCCUCAUUAAUAUCAUUAGACACCUUAAGAUUGACGUUUAUUUUAUUUACGCCUGACCGCAAACCGCGGUUUGCCGUCAGCGGUUUCACGUUUGCCGUACUUGCAAAUAUGAAAUUAAGAUUGACUUUUUCUUCGCGUUCAAUUUUUUCCGUCGAAACUAUAGGAUCCAUUUGAACUGUGCCAUCCUGUCAAAAACAAAUGUCACUAUAUCAAUCUGUUAAAAUGAAUUGAAAUAUGAAAGUAUAAAUGUAAGUAACUAUGUAAGUAUGUUUAAACAUGGACUGUGAAAAGGUCAUCGAUGAUUUUGAACUUGCUUUAUCGUGAAUGUUCAAAUGUAAACGUUUAUUAAUUAAAACGAUUCAAACCACGACUUAAAAUAAACAAAUCUCAAUUUAAGAAAUCUAUCAUACCAAAAUCGGCCACAAAAUAUUGAACUGACAAUCGAAAUUUUAUGUUUGUUUAACCCAAAUAAAUUAGAGAGUCGAUUGGGCGCCAUGUUGUUUAUAUAUCGAACUUAUACAUGGUUCGGUUAAAAGCACGCGGAAUAUGAAACAUUUCCCGUUAAAAACAACUUUUAUCCAUCCAAAUCAAAGAUAAGAUGAUUGUAUAUUUGUCUUAAUAUAUGUCAUAUAACUAGUGAUGGGCGAUACCGAGUACUCGGUAUUCGAUACCAGCGAUACCACAAACAACGGUUUCGGUAUCGAUUACUGACGUGGUAUCGUUCGAUACUUGCACCAUUUUUUAAACGACUUGUUUAAUUUCACUUCUUAGUUGAAUAAAACUUAAUGAACCACUAAAAUAACUCUUAAUAUUCCAAAUGUGGUGCGCCAAGUCAUGUAUAGAAAAUAUUACUUUUCGGGCUUUUGGUUUACUUAUAGCUUUAUUUAUUUUACAUACAGUAAUGUAAAAUGUUUUUCCGCUGACCGGCAGGUAUCGAAAGUAACCGAUACUAGCAAUUUAAGUAUUCACUUCCGGUAUCGAAAAUUGAAAGUUUGUGUUUAUUUUGGUAUCGAAAUAGGUAUCGGUAUCGGCCGAUACCGAUCUUAAAAGUAUCGGUAUUGGUAUCGAAUUAAAAAUCCUGGUAUCGCCCAUCACUACAUAUAACGUGCAAUGAAGUAAUGACAGUUGAAUAAAUUGCUGAGGUAAAUCACUUACCUGUAGAAUGCAUUCUUGAGGUUUAAAAC